AGGAAUAAACCGCAAAUAAUCAACAUGUCGCCUGCACAGCAUGUCGUCGAUGAUGAAAAUGAGACCCUUGAUCUUCACGUGGCAGCCAGUACAAGUAAUCAGAAAAUGAAUUACGCAGAUUUAGAAGCAAAGUGGAGGGAUGUGCCAGAUAAAUAUUUUAUAAUUAUUGCACAUUUUCUUGCUGGUCACAUUAAUGAUACAGACGCCAUGGAUCGGUUCAAUGGUCCUAUACUAAAAGCAAGCAUCAAAUCAGUAUAUUGGAUUUUUAUUAUACAAUAUGCAAUUUUGGCUAUGUUGGGCAUUAUCAUGAAUGGUGCCAUCAUUGCAUAUGUUCUAUAUCAUCGCCUGUUUAAGGAUGUGACGCACGCGUUCAUAAUAAAUCUGGCGCUGUGUCAUUUUGUGCAAUGUGCUAUUGUACUACCGAUAACGCUGAUGGUAUUGUUAAUCCAGAAUUGGAUUUUUGGACAAUUUUUGUGUUUCUUUCUGCCAAUGUUGCAAGAUAUACCAUUGCAUGUCGCUAUAAUAUCGCAUAUACUCAUUGCCUGGGACCGCAUGCGUUGGUUGGGGGAUCCGCUGAAGGGACGCCUACCAGCAUUUGUUUGUUGCUGCGCGACUUGGCUAACGGGUAUGGUAAUUGCAUUACCCUAUCCCAUCUAUACAUUUUACGUUGAAAUUGGGGAUUAUGUGCCGCGUUUGAACGGAAUCGGAUUGUGUGUUGUCAAUUUAAUGGAUGACAUGCACGAAUACACGCGUGGAUUAUUUCUAUCAAUGUACUGCGCUCCUACUGUGCUACUCGCUUAUCUUUACAUAAGAACAUCCCAGGAGCUACGUCCGCCGGAUGGACCGUUUGCUGUUAUGAUGUUUGAACAUCGCGCCGACUUAAGAAAUCGUCAAAGAAACUCAUCAGCUUCGUCAGUUGAUCGCGGUUAUGGUGGUUCGAAUAGUAUUGCUACAACAGCGACUGCUUCUGGUUUAACAGCGCUGACCACAAAUACUGGUAGCGGUGGUCAUACUGGCUCUGGCUCAAAAUCUACACGUUCCUAUGAUUUGUAUAGUGCUGAGUUGGAUGUCAGUCGUGAGCGACGAAAUCAGCGCAAUUUUGGUAGCAUGGCAGCUACGCAAAUUGUCUGCUUAUGUCCUUUGAUGGUGUUAAGGUUGGCACGUCUCUCCAUGGAGGAAACCUAUGAAAAUCAAAAGCAUUUCGACUUCACUUAUUUGAUGUUUGUGUGGAUUGCUUUUUUGCCCACAGUCAUCUUUCCCUGUAUUUACGCAUCGCAAAUAUUGCCCAGAACGGAACAAGAACGUCUACGUGGCUAUUUCCGUCUAUCGUCGAAACGUAAACAAACAUCUCGUAAGAACAUCGGACGAAGUGGUGGCAAUAAUGAACAUUCGUCUAGCUCAAGGGAAAACUCCAUUGAAAAAGACGAGAAUACCAACACAACACUGGCAACAUCUAUAAUAUCGAACGGUGAAGGCUACAUAACUGGAGUUUGUGCUGGCGAUGCAACAGCAGUACGUCAUGAGCUGAAAUCAAGCAAACAGCAACAUCACGGCAACUACAAUGCACCUCCCUACAGACAGGGUAAGGAUAUGCUGUCAGCAGGUAUGGUUGGGAAUAAAGCAAAAACUCACAACAAUGACGGUAGAUUGAAGAAAAAUGAUGUUAAAAUAAAUAUAAUAUCUGAUGGUAAGAGUAAGGCGGGAAGCAGUAAUAGUAGUAAUAUAACAAUGCAGCAGCAAGUAAAAAAUGGCAGUUUUAGAAGUAGUAGAAAAAAUAGUGCCGGCGAUAGUAGCUGCGGUGUGAAUAGUAGCUUAAGUGUACACCGCAAGUAUACAAUUGACUCGCUGGAUAACAAUUCUUGUUCAAACAUGACCUCGUCAACCUAUUGUAAUGGUAACAGUAGCUUGGUGGACGAUGGUGGUAUAAGUAAUUUUGGUGAUGGCGAAGAUUCGUCUAUUGUUAGUGGUAUGAUUGUGCAUAACAAUGGCAAUGGUGGCACGUCAUACUAUGACAAGAAAUGGAGUCACAGUGGUCAAUCGUUACGCCAUAAAGAUGUAUCGUUCAGUGAUACAAGUUCUUUUACACGCAUGGAUUCAUCGAGUACAUUGGAACGUGAUUUAGAGAUAAUGGAUUUAUUAGAGCGUGAAAGAAGUAUGGACAUACAAGAAAUGAUUGAACGUGAAAAGCUGCAAGAAGAAGCACAACGCAGUGGCAGUGAACGUAGACGUUUGCCGGAUAUUGAAAAAAUUUAUCAACGUUCGCCAAAAGCUAAAAUUGAACCUUACAAUUACGAACAUUCCACAGCGACUGCUUCGACAAUUUCAGCGAGAGAUACACAUGUUAUGUCUACUACAGUAUCAUUGUUACCUGGUAGUGAUCCAUUACAAGCGAAUAGUGAAGCAUACAGUAUUGCAACGACUCUUAAUGAAGAUGAUUUAAAACAUGUUUUGCCUCAUGACAAUGAAAACAUAGAUGAUGAAGUGCCAGCAGAUUUCUUCGAUAAGUACACGCCCGGUGGUGUGGUAACGUUACCAAGCUCGGUGCCACCUAUCACACCCACAGCACCUUAUCAAUAUCAGUAUAAUCGACGUUUAAGUCGCAAAUCUUCACAUCACAGUCAAGGCUCAAAUUCACAUCGUAACUCUAAGCGCGACAGUUUUAAUUCGUUGAAUGGAUCUGAUUUGAUUGCAGGCGCAUUUGGGGAACUUGAUCCAACGCAACCACUAACGAAAAUGUCUGUGAUUGAAAACCGUAUGCGACGCAGCAGUGGACGUACUUCCAGCUUCAGCUCAUCUGCGCGCAGUUCGAUGAAGUCACGUGACUAUAACCACGGCUCAACGCAUUCAGCACACCCUGAGCUGGAUUUCAGGGAGAAUAUUUUUGCAGAACUGUAAAUUGUGAAAUGUAAGGCAAUCGUAGGAUCGGAUAUUUAUUGAUUUUUAAGCUAAUUUAGUAUAUUUGUGACAAA
Molecule: messenger RNA, 2969 nt
Organism: Teleopsis dalmanni
Lineage: Eukaryota; Metazoa; Arthropoda; Insecta; Diptera; Diopsidae
Exons: 6
Coding region: 25-2895 (956 amino acids)
Biological process (GO): neuropeptide signaling pathway
Cellular component (GO): membrane
Molecular function (GO): neuropeptide receptor activity
Source: RefSeq, a predicted model, not a curated record